Molecule: messenger RNA, 3874 nt
Organism: Vitrella brassicaformis
Lineage: Eukaryota; Vitrellaceae
Source: the annotation of a GenBank genome assembly
GUCCCACUGGAAGACUUCUGUCCCAUCGGUCCCAACGACGAACGAAUGAAUGACACCGCGGAAAGACCCUUCGACCUGAUCACAAUAGUGCACACGACGUGGCCGUCGCCAUGGCAUUUGGCGUGAGGAUGGAUCUGCCCUCCUGGGCUACGGACUAUCGUUUCAUCGGCUGCUGUGGAGCCAUUGCAGCAUCUGCUGCCCUCAUCAGAGCUUACCUGUCCCUCCGAGCGCCUAAACGCCACCGCACAGUGCGAUGGCAGCUGCCGCCCUACGCGGAGGACAUGACGCGAUAUGCGUACAAGGCCGCUCGUUUGCCCAAGGAGCCCACCGAUUACAUCGUUAUUGGCUCCGGGAUGGGCGGGCUUUGGCUCGCGGCUGCCUUAAGCAAAUGCGGGUAUACAGUGGUGGUGUUGGAGCAGCAUUACAUUGCCGGCGGAUGCUGUCACACGUUCACGGAGAAAGGUAGGUACCUAGCAAACACAAACACACACGUGUGUAUUCAUACAUGCACGCAUAGCCUCAAUGAGCCGACGAUGCCUGUUUGUAUUCUAGUUGCGUCAAUUGCUGUGCGCGCGUGUGUUCAGGUGCAUGUUUCGACACGGGUAUCCACUACAUUGGAGACUUGAAGGUCGCCGCGAAUCUGAUGGAGGUGGCGGGCGACCCCGCUGACUACCCCGUGCAGUUCCAGGAGGUUGGUCGGGAGAAUGAGGACACCAGGGCAAGGGAUGGGACCGGCAGGGGCCUCUACGACGUUAUCAAGUUUGGCAACGACACGGAAAUCAGGUAAACAAACAUACGAGCGAACCAGUCAGACAGAUGGGCAAUUGUGCGGAUGUGUAUGUGUAUGUUUAUGUGUGUAUGUGUGUGUGUGUGCGCUUGCAUGUGCAUACAUAUGUGGGUGGGCGUUUGUUAUGUGUGUAUGACCAUAUAUACCAUGUAGGCUGCGUGCUGGCAAGGAGGCGUUUAUGAGUGAGAUGAGUCGCCACUUGCCUGCUCAGUUGGUGUCUGACUGGGUCAAGACGGUCAAGCAGGCCACCAAGACCUGGCGUAUGCUGGCCAUGUCCAGGGCGUUUUCGCCUCUCGUUCAGGUCCGUCCUGCUGUUCCUACCUACCUACCUACCUACCUACCUACGCACAAACCAACCAACAACAACAGAAGAGUGCGGUCGUCGUGUGAGUUGUGCUUACAUGUCAUUGUGUGUGAUGUGUUGCAUGCAGUGGUUUUGGCUGCGCUUGCUGGGCAGCGGGGCACUCAAGUGGGCACGGAAGACAACACGACAGGUGCGUCCUUCAUCGCGCAAACAGCCCCCCCCCGUAUGCAUGAAUCUACAUACUCAUGGGUAUUUUCAUAUGGGACGACGUGCGGGCGUGGGUGCGGUGCGUGGAUGUGCAUGUAUGUGCAGGUGGUCCAGGAGCUUAAUGGCGAUAUGAAGGCCGAGGGGAUCCUGUCAGGCCAGUGCGUGGACUGGGGGGAGGUCCCAUCAACGGCCUGCUUCCUCCUGCAGGCAGUGAUCCAGCAUCACUACAUGCAUGGCGCAUGCUUCCCUGUCGGCGGGCCGCUUAGCAUUGUGCGCACGCUCAUCUCCACCAUCCACAAGGCGGGCUCACGCGUGUUUGUGAGAGCCAAAGUCGAGAAGAUCCUGGUCAACAAAGGUACACACGUACAUACAUACAUACAUACAUACACACGUACGGACAGACAGACAUGCAUGCAUCCAUAUGACCUCCCAAGACAGCAGGGUGCUUGGUUGGUUGUACAUGUAUGUAUGUAUGGGUGGAGUCUUUUUCCCUGUGUGUGUGUAGGUGUGGCUGAGGGUGUGGUGCUGUCCAACGGUGACACGUUGAGGAGCAGACGGGGCGUCGUCUCGUCGGUCGGCCUAUCUGCCACAUUGGUAGGGAGGCAGGCAGGAUCACAACACGUGCAGGCAGGCUACGCAUGCAACAACAUGUGCAUGUAUGCACUUCCCAAGCCUCUCGCUCCCUUUGACAUGUGUGCGUGCGCGCGUGUGGGUGUGUGGGUGCGGUGUAUGGUUCACACAGGGUCAUCUGUUGUCGAGUGAGGAUGUCGAUCGAUACAUGUCGGCAGAGGCCAGGCUGCUGAAGGAUGUGGGUGAGGGGGUCAGCAAUGUGUGCGCGUUCGUCACGCUGCAGGGCAGCUCAGAUGAGCUGAGGCUGCCCACCAGCAACCUGCACUACUGGCCCGAAAUGCCAACAGAGGUGAAGAGUAGAAUGAAAAAGGCAGACAAACAGACAGAGGCUGGCUAGGGCAGUCUAUGGGUGCAACUGUUGUGGGUUGGUGUCUGUCUGUCUGUCUGUCUGCUUUGUGCCUUCAUACAUACGCACAUACACACCUAUAUAGGGUCGUGGUCUUGAUGCCGUGGCUGUCAAGUACGCCGAGGCGCUGCUGGACGUCGACGCACACGAUGCAGCGUACUUCAUCUGUGAGCUGGCUGGCUGGGUGGCUGCAUGGAUGGACGCACGCACACACGCACGUGUCUUGUCCUAUCUGACUUGGUGUGCGCAUACAUGCAUCCAUCUACCAAUCAGCAUUUCCUUCCGCGAAGGACCCUGAGUACGACGCUCGUCACCCUGGCACGUCCACAUGCGAAAUGCUCAUGGAGACCACAUCAGGCAUGUUCGAACAGCUAAAUGAAGGUAGGUAGAAGGACGACAUCCGCUCGCUCGUGUGAUGCAUGUUCGUAUGGUUGCAUGGAUGAAUGCAUGCAUCUCAUUUUGUGUGUGUGUGUGUGUGUGUGUGUGUGCAGCUCUUGGAGGCGCGCGCACGACCCGUCGCACGGCAGCGUACAAGGACGUGAAGAAGCUGCUAGUGGACAAGUUCAGGAGGUGUUUGACCGAGCACUUCCCUCACUUACAAGGUGACCCCGGAUACUAACAACGUCGUCCAUGGAUGCCUCACUAGAUAGCUGUCUGUGUUCCUGAAUGCCUGUCUUCCUGGCUGCGCUGCCUGCAGACAAGAUCGUGAGCAUUGAAGUGUCUACGCCAUUGUCGAUGCACCACUACCUUCAGCGUUUCUCCACCUACGGGCUCCGCCACACGCCCGAGCGCAUAGCGAAUCCGGUGCCGCGUGUGGGGACGGGCAUAAGGAGGCUCUACCUCAGCGGACAGGACCUCAUCACAGAAGGCUGGAUGGGUAUGUAUGUAUGUAAACACACACGCACAUUCAGGGCAACACACUUGGCUUGCUUCACGUGUGUGUGGUGUGGGUGGGUGGGUGGGUGGGUGGCUGGCAUCCCUCACUCAGCUGCCGUGUAUUCGGGCAUGGUUGCUGCCACGCACCUUCUCGGCUACACGCCUUGGGACCUCGUCAGCGGCCGUUUGUUCCUGGACGACCUGGCCAAGAUACCAAACCCGCCAUCCAUCGCACAGCUAGAGGAGGCAGCAGCGGCAGCGGCAGCGGUUGGCGGCGACAAGAAGGGGCAGGAGGGAGCGCGAGUGGGGGCUUAGCUUGAUAGAUGGGUAGGGGCGGGAGGUGGACUCGGGAGCUAGCUAUGCAUGUGUUUGUUCAAGCGUUCAUGUACAAUACACAGGGCUGUGUUCGUCGCGAUCGAUCGGCAAGUAGUUUUUAAACAAGAUUUUGUCUCAAGUACGCGCAUGCGUUUGCUUUGUGUUCAUCUACGAGAGUGUCGAUAGAGGGAGGGGUGUUGGAGGAGCGGAUUAUCUUUUUGAAAAAGCGACGGCGUCUUUCGCUCGUAAUUGUGUGCGGAUGUACGUGGGAGCGUAUCCUUCUUUGCUUUAAGUGGCAUCCAGCGGUCCCUCGCAAACAGACAGGCAAGACACAUGCAUGCAUGCAUCCAUUCCUGAAUGGACGACAUCCACCACACCAUCAUGACCACGACCAUUAAGAGAGUUCAUG